AUGCGCACAUUGGGACUGCUGGCCGUCGCGCUGCACGCAUCCCUGCUCGCCCCGCUGCAGGCGCAGGGGCCCCACAAGACCGCCGCCAGAGACGGAGCGCACACGAGGUCCCUGCAGCGGUUCUCCCUGCUGGACCGAUCCUCGUCGUACCACCUGCCGACCUACAUGAUGCACCUCUACAGGAACUUCAGGGCGAACUUCUCCAGGCCUUUGGAUACUAUGGAGCGGGACGCGGCGCGCCAGGCGGACACGGUGAAGAGCGUGGUUGCCAAAGGUUUGGCAUACAGACACAGGCGCUGGAUUGCGACCUUUGACCUCUACGCCCUGCUGGCUGACAAACGGAUCCAGGCAGCGGAGCUGAGGAUCAGGCUUCCUCGGACACGGAGUGCUUCCAACAUCACCGUGGAGGUCUAUCACCAGCAGUGCCAUACGCACAAGAGCUGCCAGGAACAGCAGCUGGUGGGGCUGCUCACUGAAUCAUCGCUGGUCACCUCAUCGCUGAGCUGGAAAGUGUUCAACAUGACGACCCCUCUGUUGAGCUGGCUCCGGCAAAAAUCGACGGCGAGGAAUCGACACAAAAGAGUGUCAAGAAGGAGGAAAGUGGUAAAGACAAAGAGGGGCCUGUCGCUUCCUGAUCAGCCUGUCUAUGUGGCGAGAAGAGAGCAGGACGCGAGCGACCGGGCCUUGCUGGUCGUCUUCUCACACACCGGCUCUGACGAGAACUCCAAAGCCAGAGCGAGCUUACUCCACACAGCUGAACAAUCCAAGUUCUUGUCCCCCGCCGAAAUCAAAAAGGCCCGCUGGCCCAAGAAGCGCAGGAGCAAGCGGGGCCAGCGAGAACAAACAGUGAGAGGCCUGCAGGCGCCCAAGAGAGGGAGUGAAAAAUCUCUCUGCCGCAGAGUCGACCUGCAUGUGGACUUUAAUCAAAUUGGCUGGGGGUCCUGGAUCGUCUUUCCUAAAAGAUAUAAUGCCUACCGCUGUGAGGGUUCCUGCCCCGGUCCCCUGGGGGAAGACCUAAAUCCAACAAAUCACGCGUACAUGCAGAGUUUACUGAAACAUUACCACCCCGACCGAGUGGCGGCGCCCUGCUGCGCCCCGACCAAAAUGAGCCCGCUGAGCAUGCUGUACUAUGAGAGCGGGGAGAUGCUCCUCCGACAUCACGAGGACAUGAUCGUGGACGAGUGUGGCUGCCAGUGACGACGACGGCCGCCUCGAAGCCACCGUGACCCUGAAGCUUCUAAAAAAAAACAAACCAAAACACUUAGCCAGACGAGGAAAAAAAAAUAAAAAAGCUCUUCGAUAUUUGUCAGUGUGCACUGUGAGAUUGUAGCUGAUCCGUGUGCAGAGACGGGAUUGUAAUCCGUGAUGCGAGCUUUGGCUUUGUAAGGAGGACGUUGUCAUUUUUUUAAAAAGAUGUGCUGAAAUACAACGACAGCAUCCAGCCGAUUCCAGCUGUUUGCAGUUGUCACAUCGUCUGAUGUACGACUUUAUUUCCCCCCUUAUCGAUUUCAUCAAUGUGAACAUGAAGUGGCGAUGUUGUUAAAUAUUCCAGCACUGUUUUUUUUUAAUUGUACGCCGCCAUUUGUGUAACUGUGAAUUAAUGUAUAUUUAUUGUAAAUAUUAAAAAGAAUUGUAUUUAUGUGCAUUUUUA
This is a messenger RNA of Acanthopagrus latus (yellowfin seabream), 1651 nucleotides long. RefSeq names its product nodal-related 2 (gene ndr2). Gene Ontology annotation, molecular function: growth factor activity; cytokine activity; type I activin receptor binding. Gene Ontology annotation, biological process: SMAD protein signal transduction; BMP signaling pathway. Gene Ontology annotation, cellular component: extracellular region. The record is from RefSeq and is a predicted model, not a curated record. Lineage: Eukaryota; Metazoa; Chordata; Actinopteri; Spariformes; Sparidae. The transcript is spliced from 3 exons. Bases 1 to 1197 code for a protein of 398 amino acids.